Molecule: messenger RNA, 978 nt
Organism: Pneumocystis jirovecii RU7
Lineage: Eukaryota; Fungi; Ascomycota; Pneumocystomycetes; Pneumocystales; Pneumocystaceae
Product: mRNA-binding protein NPL3
Exons: 8
Coding region: 1-978 (325 amino acids)
Cellular component (GO): ribonucleoprotein complex; cytoplasm; nucleus
Molecular function (GO): mRNA binding
Source: RefSeq, a predicted model, not a curated record
AUGUCACGGCCGGUUUCAGAAACUCGAGUUUACUUAGGCAAUCUUCCAAGGAAUAUUGAACGUCGAGAUAUUGAAAAAUUUUUCUAUGGCUACGGAGAGAUUGCAGAAAUCAAAUUAAUGUCAGGAUUUGCAUUUGUUGAAUUCAAAGAUGCGCGUGAUGCGAAAGAUGCUGUUCAAGGGUCUGAGGUGUCCAUAGAUGGGAAAAAGAUGCUAGGAGAUCGUAUUAAUAUUGAAUUUGCGCGUGGAGGAAGAGAUCGUCGAGAUGACUUUCGUAAUCGUGAUCCGGAUGUUCGAAGCUAUCCCCGGCCAAGGAGAACAGGAUAUCGUGUAAUUGUUGAGAAUCUUUCUCAAAAUGUCAGCUGGCAGGAUUUAAAGGAUUUUAUGCGGACCGCAGGAGAGGUUACCUAUGCCGAUUGUAGUCGUGAUGGCAGUGCUGUUAAUACUGAAAUCAGCAGAAUUGUUGAAUUUGAAACCGAAGAGGACGUUAAAGCAGCUGUUCGAAAGCUAGAUGGCGUUGAUUUCAAAGGUUCAGAAGUAAUUCUUCAUGAAGACUUGGUAUUAAUGACAAAAAUGGCAAAAAAGGAUUCAUCUCGUCCUCGGUCUCGCUCUCCUCGCCGCAAUCGGUCCUUACCUCGUUACCAGAAUUAUGAUAAAGGCUAUAAUAGGUAUGACCGGCAUUCUCCACGCUAUCGGAGAGACGAUAGGGAUGUUUAUUACCGUCGAGAUGAGUAUCCUAGUCGUCGAGGAUUUAGAGACGGCAGAUAUUCUAGAGGUGUUUCACCAUAUAACCGCUCGCCACCUCGUGACCGUUCUCGAGAUAGGUCUCCUGAACGUUCUCGAGAACGCUCUCAAACAAGGUCUCCUGUAAGGUCUCCGGUAAGGUCUCCUAGGGAUUUUUCCCCUAGAGAUGGUUCAGCCCGGAGUCCUAUUGAUCAUCCAAUAAGGGCAUGCGUUUCUUUUACUCUUUCUGCUCUCUAG